AUGGUCGAUUCGCGUCGGUCGUUCAUUAUUCACUCAUUCCCAGCCCCUCACUCACCCCUUCAGUCAGUCACUCAUUCGUUCGCCCCAGUCAUCCCCCCGCCGCGCCCGUCGUUCACUCAUUCGCUCGCUCAUUCCUUCAUUCAUUCCUUCAUUCAUUCAUUCAUUCGCCCCCUGACGCCAGCCCCGACCCCGUUUCUUCCCCCACUCCCCCCCCCCGCCCGCCCCGCGCUGCCGUCAUCCGGGCCCGGGUUAAUCCCGGAUCAGCCUGGAGGCCGCGCGCGUCACUCGGGGCGGGGCCGGGCGGAUUUAAACCCCGGGGGUCGGGGCGGGGCGGGGUCGCCGGGCGCCAUGGCGGACGCGGACCUGGACGGGGACUUCCGGCUGCUGACGGGGCUGGCGCAGGGCUUCAUGGUGUCGCGGGUCCUGUUCGCCGCCUGCGAGCUGGGCGUGUUCGACGCCCUGGACCCCGCCCCGCUGAGCGCGCGCGACGUCGCCUCCCGCCUGGGGCUCAGCGCGCGGGGGCGGGGCCGCUGCUGGACGCCUGCGCCGCCCCUGGGGCUGCUGCUGCGGCGGCGGCGGCGGCGGGCGGGGCCGGGCGGGGGCGGAAGGCCCCGCCUACGCCCUGGCCCCCCGCCGCCCGCCGCCUCCCUCGUCGCCCGCAGCCCCCAGGCCCAGCGCUCGACGCUGCGCUACCUGGCGGGGACCACGUGGGCCGUGUGGGGGCGGCUGGGCGGGGCCGUGAGGGAGGGGCGGAACCAGUACCCGCAGGCGCUGGGCGUGGCCACGCGGGAGCCGUUCGAGGCGAUCUACAGGUCGCCCGCCGAGCGCCUCCUCUUCCUCCGCGCGCUGCAGGAGACCUGGGCCGCCUGGGGCGACCGCGUCCUCACGGCCUUCGACCUCGAGGGAUUCGGGGCCGUGUGCGACGUCGGGGGCGGAUCCGGAGCCCUGGCCGCCGCCUUCGCCCGGCUCCACCCCGGCAGCCGCGUCUCGGUGUUCGAGACCCCGGAGGUCGUGGCCGACGCCCGCGCGCACUUCCGGGCCCCGCGCGUGCGCUUCGUGGGAGGCGACUUCUUCCGCUCGCCGCUGCCGCCCGCCGACCUCUACGUCCUGGCGCGGGUGCUGCACGACUGGCCGGACGAGGCCUGCGCGGAGCUGCUGGGACGCACGCGCGGCGGUGACGGGCGGGGCUCCGCCCUGCUCAUCGUGGAGGCCGUGCUGGACCGCGGAGGGCGGGGCCCGCUGCCGGCGCUGCUGCUGUCGCUGAACAUGCUGGCGCAGGCGGCGGGGCGCGAGCGCACGGAGGCCGAGUUCCGGGCUCUGACCCGCGCCGCCGGCUUCCGCCGCUUCCGCCUGCGCCGCCCCGGCGGCCCCUACGCCGUCAUGCUGGCCCGGAAGUGACGCCGCGCGUGGGGGGGCGGGGCCGGGGCGCGAAAUAACGGGCGGGGCGGGGAGAUGCGCAGACGCAAGGAGACGGAAAGCGGAAGUGAGGGCGGGACUUCCUGUCGGCCAGUCACGGGGGCGCGAAAUAACGCACUGGGCCGGUGA
Messenger RNA from Phodopus roborovskii (desert hamster), 1545 nucleotides. RefSeq names its product acetylserotonin O-methyltransferase-like. NCBI's taxonomy places the organism in Eukaryota, Metazoa, Chordata, Mammalia, Rodentia, Cricetidae. The record is from RefSeq and is a predicted model, not a curated record. Gene Ontology annotation, molecular function: O-methyltransferase activity. The transcript is spliced from 10 exons.